CAUUUGCUUCUUGAGACAUCUUGAACACAGUAUCACACCUCUGUCAACUUGUAAAGCUUUUGUUCUUGAUGGACUUUAGCUCUGCUGCGUCUGUUUGAACUGGAAGUUUGAUCAUUAACGUUCAUUUGUUCUCAAUAUCAAAUACGCAACAGCGUUUUAUCUGUAACCUUUGGGCAGAAUUGUUGUGUUUUCAGAGUUCAGUCACAUUUGAGGUAAAAAAAAAAAAAAAGGGGGGGUGCAGUUAUCAAAACCUGGGGUCAUGUAAUCUGGUGUAGUCUAUUACACAACCUCAUGCUGUUAUAUCCACAAUGGACCUUGACUCUGCAGACACGCUCAAGUCAGUCCAGAGAAACUUAAGCUUACCUGGAGCGUCCAGUGUUGACUGAGAAAGGAUCGCCACUGCAUUAGCUUAUUUCAUUAUCUUCAUCAAGAAGACACAUCUACAGCUAAAGAAUUGUAGCAAUGGUGUCAACUGACAACCCAAUGACGUAUUUAUUAGAGGUAAUCCUGUCACAUCUGGUCUUAACCUCUGCUUUACUUCUGGCCGCUCUCACUGCCGUCCGCUGGCACAUCAGAGACUCCUACAAGGUCGGUGGCUUCAGCCAGAAGCAUGUGUUCGUCACGGGCUGCGACAGUGGCUUCGGGAAUCUGCUGGCCAGACAGCUGGAUCGAAAAGGUUUCCACGUCAUAGCCGCUUGUCUCACAGAGAAAGGUGCGGCAGAUCUGGCAGCGGAGGCCUCCCCCAGACUGAAGACCCUCCUGCUUAAUGUUACAGACAGCGAGAGCAUCGGGAGGGCGGUGGAGUUCGUGAGCGGAGAGGUCGGAGAGCGAGGUCUGUGGGGGCUGGUCAAUAACGCUGGCAGGUCCACGCCCAUCGGCCCAACAGAGUGGAUGCAGUUGGAGGAUUUCACAAAGGUUUUGGAUGUGAAUCUGAUAGGAGUCAUUGAGGUGACUCUCCAGUUUCUGCCGCUGCUGAAGAAAGCCCAGGGCAGGGUGGUAAACGUGGCCAGUAUUCUGGGCAGACUGUCCCUCACUGGUGGAGGAUACUGCCUGUCCAAAUGUGGAGUGGAGGCCUUUUCUGACAGCCUCAGGAGGGACAUGCAGCACUUUGGUAUCAAAGUGAGCAUUAUCGAGCCUGGUUUCUUCAAGACAGGAGUGACUCGGCUGGAUCUCAUUGAAGCCGACCUGAGGAGGCUGUGGACUCGGCUCCCUCAAGAUGUCAAAGCCUCAUAUGGAGCCAAAUACUUUGAAGACUAUGUGAAAGCUCAGGGCUUCUCCAUGGGUAUCUUGUGCAGUCCAGAUAUCUCCAAGGUGACCGGGUGUAUGGAGCACGCGCUGACAGCUUAUUUCCCUCGCACACGUUACGGUGCGGGCUGGGAUGCCAAGCUUUUUUGGAUUCCUCUGUCUUAUAUGCCUUCAUUUGUUACAGACUUUGUUAUCAGCGUGCUUCUUCCUUCACCUAAAGAUGAGAGAAACAUCUAGCAGACAACCACUGCCACUGUAAAACAGUUUGUAUGUUUUUUUUCCCUGUCUGCA
Molecule: messenger RNA, 1536 nt
Organism: Seriola dumerili (greater amberjack)
Lineage: Eukaryota; Metazoa; Chordata; Actinopteri; Carangiformes; Carangidae
Gene: rdh1
Product: retinol dehydrogenase 7-like
Exons: 6
Coding region: 463-1482 (339 amino acids)
Source: RefSeq, a predicted model, not a curated record